AUGGCGAAACGAAAGCGUGGCCGCGGCCGCGACGACGAGCAGCCUCCUGUCGAUGUUGGAUUGGGCGCGACUCUGGCGCACAUGCGCGACGAAGACGUCCCAGACAGUGCAGCGACGACCACGGCAGCACACAAAACCGGAAACGACGAUAGCGACGGCAACGACGACCAAGGCUGGACAGUAGUCGGCGGAUCAAAGAGAAGGCGCAAGGAACGCAGCCCCCACGGCCGCGACAAUGGACGCGCAACUUCUGCAUCACUCUCGCCCGUUCACAGUACUGGUCCCGUCAACCACACAGACGAAAGUGGUGAUGGGAAGGAGCGAGUGCCUCAGGCCGACGAGAAAACUACACUGGAAAAUCCGUUUGCGGCCAAGGAUGCACAUGUGGGGAGCAAUCCAUUCGGCACACACAGGCCUGGCUCGGAGCCAAGCAGUGAGAACAUGACAAGGCUGGAGCGCCGGAAGGAGCGCAAACUGCAGAGGAGCUAUCCGGCCAUUGAGCACUCGCAUCAUGCCCGCUUGAACUCGCACGUGAAAAUCACAGACUUACAAUCCUUGGUGCUUUACUUGCUUGCAGAUGGCAAUGCUCCGCAAUGGGUCGCUGUGCGCAGUCGUACAAAUAUCCAGCAGGUUGUCAUGCUCAUGGUUCCAGGCUUGGACAUGGGCAUGUUCAAUGGGGAAAUUGCUCUAGACACUAUAUCACAGGCUGAAACCCCGACUGAGGGCGAGGCCACUGAAGAACAGGCUGACUCUGCUUCCUCGGCCUCAAAGGUUAUAAAGCUCAAGCAACUGCGCAUAUCUUCUGAUGACUUCUACCCAGUCAGUCUCAAACCAGAGAAACUGCCGCCGUCGCUAAAGCCCCUCUCUGACGUGUUUGACCAUGUGUGGCCCAUCAAGGCUAUAGGAGAGCAUCGCAAUAACCAGUACAUGAGGGUCCACUCACCCAUUCAUACCAUGCUAACCUCGCAAAUCCCAAAAACCCAGGAAGAGAAGCAGAUGAAAAAGAAUGGCCACAAGGGGCCCAUGCCGCAAAACUCCAGGCAGUGGGAGAACAAGCGCACGCGCAUCACUGAGUACAUUGCCACUCUCAUGGAACAGCAAGAGAAUGAAUACGUGCUGCAUCCAGCAAUGUUCACGACACCAGAGUCCAAGGAGGCCAACUUUGAGCGGAGGAAGCUAGCCAACCAAACCGCCGAUGACGGUUGGGUAGAUACCAACGUCACCAGUCUCCAGGACGGACAGGUGCCCGAAAGCGACAUUGAGCAAGGCAGUAUAACGGCCGGGAGACACAUCAUCUCCGUCGACUGUGAGAUGUGCAAGGCCGAGGACGACCAGCUGGUCCUUACGCGCAUCAGUCUAUUGAACUGGGACGGCAGCGUAGCUCUCGAUAAGCUAGUCAAGCCUGAUGUCACCAUCAAGGACUACCUAACCCAGUGGUCUGGUAUCACAGCCGCCAUGCUCCAGCAUGUCACGACCACUCUGGCGGACAUACAAAAGGAGCUAUUGGAACUCAUCACACCACGCACAAUCCUUGUAGGACAUUCGCUAAACUCGGACCUGAAUGCACUCAAACUAACGCACCCGUUCCUCAUUGAUACUGGUAUUCUCUAUCCGCACCCCCGCGGGCCGCCGUACAAGCAGUCUUUGAAGUGGCUCGCACAAAAGUACCUCAAGCGUGAAGUACAGAAGGGCUCCGCAGGUCAUGACAGUGUCGAAGACGCGCGAACAUGCCUUGAUCUCGUCAAGCAGAAAUGCGAAAAGGGACCGCGGUGGGGCUCCGGCGACACCAACGCAGAAUCCAUCUUCAAGAGAUUAGAUCGGUCAACGCGGCCAAAGUCAAACAACUCGCACCGUGCCGGAGCCGUCAUCGACUGGGGCGAUCCCAACAGAGGUCACGGUGGUCAAGCCAAGGUCUCGAUAGGUUGCAAGACCGAUGCGGAGGUAGUCGAGGCUAUUGAUCGUACCAUGAAACAACAAGCUGAAGGUAAGGACGGGACUACUGACAAGAUCGAUUUUGUCUGGGGACGCCUGCGUGAGUUGGAGAUUGCAAGAGGCUGGUGGGACGAUGCAAAGACAGCCGACGUUGAGCUCAUCCGACAAGAAGCAUUGCAACGACUGGGUCUCUCCAACAAUGGCGAAGAUGCAGAAACCAACGUUCAAGGUGCUGAGCUCGGCGACGCCGUAUCCAAGACGGUUGAACGCAUCCUUCAGAUUUACGACUCUUUGCCACGCUGCACGGCCUUUAUUGUGUACAGUGGGACAGGCGAUCCGAGAGAGAUUCGACGCCUACAGGCCAUGCAACAGCAGUACCGGCGCGAGUACGCUACGAAGAACUGGGACAGUCUCAGUGUGAAGUGGACGGAUACAGAAGUGCAAGCCCUCUCAAAGGCUUGUCAGCAGGCUCGUAACGGCGUUGGCUUCAUUGUCGUCAAGUGA
Messenger RNA from Pyrenophora tritici-repentis Pt-1C-BFP, 2436 nucleotides. Its product is annotated as DnaQ, DNA polymerase III, epsilon subunit and related 3'-5' exonuclease. Gene Ontology annotation, molecular function: exonuclease activity; nucleic acid binding. Gene Ontology annotation, cellular component: nucleus. NCBI's taxonomy places the organism in Eukaryota, Fungi, Ascomycota, Dothideomycetes, Pleosporales, Pleosporaceae. The record is from RefSeq and is a predicted model, not a curated record.